This is a messenger RNA of Coniosporium apollinis CBS 100218, 549 nucleotides long. RefSeq lists its product as uncharacterized. The transcript has a single exon. The coding region runs from base 1 to 549 and encodes 182 amino acids. The record is from RefSeq and is a predicted model, not a curated record. NCBI's taxonomy places the organism in Eukaryota, Fungi, Ascomycota, Dothideomycetes.
AUGGAGACUGUCAAGAAGGGCGAAGCACAAUUUCUGGUUUCUUCGAAGCAUCUGUCCAGUAUUGAGGUAUUGUGGCGAACGCUCAUUGCUGAUCGCUUGGAGAAUGACUACCCUACCCCUUUCUGGGGUGGCCUCGCUUUCGGGGAUUUCAUGAACGUCUUUCUGCAGACAUGCCGAGCGAUAGGAAUCGCAAAGGUCCGUCGCGCCAUAAGGUCCGCCUGGAACUGUCCUAGCCGACGGGAACCGGUUGUAUACCUCGAUCUGCCCGAAUUGGAGGAUACGAAAAAGACGUUCGAUGCAGCGUUCUCGGACCAAGGCGAGAAAGUCAUUUUCAUGUCCUCCAGCAUCCAGUUUCUUCAUGAUAGUUCCCGAUUGCAUCUGCUAUGGGAUCCUGGGAGCAAAUUCUAUGACGAGUUCAUAAAGAACGACCGGUAUUUCGAAUACAACAAAGAGAUGUUGCACCACAUGUCUUACAGGUGCCUAUUCCAGACCGAGGACCGUCUCUUGGGGAGCGAGCCCGUAUCACUCGAUGUGGGGGACAAAGUUUAG